Messenger RNA from Brenthis ino (lesser marbled fritillary), 255 nucleotides. The record is from the annotation of a GenBank genome assembly. NCBI's taxonomy places the organism in Eukaryota, Metazoa, Arthropoda, Insecta, Lepidoptera, Nymphalidae.
AUGUCUCUCGACGAGCAAUUCCAAAAAGUCGCUGAAUCCGUCAGGAACUGGAAGACCAAGCCCAGUGACAACGAUAACCUCGCGCUCUACUCCCUGUACAAACAGGCCACCAUCGGCGAUGUUAACAUUGCUGAGCCCAGCGGGUUGGUGGCUGGCGCCAAAUUCAAGGCGUGGACUGGUCGCAAAGGCAUCUCACAAGAUGAUGCCAAGAAACAGUACAUCGAAAUGGCUGAAAAACUCCAGUCAAAAUACGCU